Messenger RNA from Drosophila takahashii, 2092 nucleotides. RefSeq names its product Zinc transporter 41F (gene ZnT41F). NCBI's taxonomy places the organism in Eukaryota, Metazoa, Arthropoda, Insecta, Diptera, Drosophilidae. The record is from RefSeq and is a predicted model, not a curated record. Gene Ontology annotation, biological process: zinc ion transmembrane transport; response to zinc ion. Gene Ontology annotation, cellular component: plasma membrane. Gene Ontology annotation, molecular function: zinc ion transmembrane transporter activity.
CGUCGCUGCUGUUAGUUGAACUUCACGCGUCGGUAAGAGCGCCAGUAAAAACACAGUCGCUCACGAUCGAAAAUUUUAAAUUUAGCAGUGCGAGGGACAGUGUAAAGUGCGGUGGAAUCCAAUGUAAUUUCCUCCGAAACAAGCAAGAAAACGUGAAGUGUUCAAAGUGAAUAUAAGAUCAAUCGGCCAGCAGCGGAAUAUUAAAGACAAUUGAUAUACGCGUAGCGCGGUCCUUUAAUUACUGAGCCAGAAAUAAGCGAUCGCUAUGCCUGUAGCUGGCAGCGCAGAUUAAUUAUGAUAAAUGAUAUCAUCACUUUGCUUACUUAUCAACAAAGGACCAAUUCACCAUAAGCAGAUGCUGAUACAACCAUACACACAAAGCCAAAUAAUAAUACAAAGAACGCCGCAAACCGAGACCAAAGACUAUGUCGAAAUAUCAGAAACUUGACAGCGCCAUGCCUCCCACCGCCCACGAAGACGACUGCGAGGCGGGUUUUCCGUUGUAUUUUGAUGAUAAUCAGCCGGUGCCGGGCCUCGAGCAGACACCAGCCCAUCGAGUCGCUCGCCUGUCAAACGUUCGUAGGCAAUUUCAUAGCCUCAACAACAACGGCUUGGAUAGCGGAGACAUAGCAACCGGUAUAAUCGGAAUUUCGGAGGAGCAGACGUGGGAGGUGCCUCUGCUAGGUGACAGCGAUGACAGUGCGAGCAAUCAGCACUCGGAGCACGGGCGAAUGGAAUUUAAUAUGGACAUGCAGUGCCGUAGCCGUCAGCCGGGAUUCCGGGCCAACCUUAAGAGCAAAUCCGCACAGGAGGCAAAAUUUAAAAUUCUGCUCGCAGUUUCCCUUUGUUGCAUAUUCAUGGUCAUUGAAUUCCUUGGCGGCUACGUGGCCGGAAGCCUGGCCAUUAUGACUGAUGCCGCCCAUUUAGCAUCUGAUUGCAUUAGCUUCGUCAUCGGCCUUGUCGCUAUUUGGGUGGGAGGGCGUCCGCCGGACGAGCGAAUGUCCUUUGGUUACAAACGCUUCGAGGUCAUUGGCGCAGUGGCCUCAAUCGUGGGGAUCUGGUUCCUGACCACCUUGCUCUUGAUUGUUGCCGUUCAGAGGAUAUACUCCCAGGACUUUGAAUUAGACGUCGAUAUGAUGAUGGUCAUUUCAGGCAUAGGCAUAGCUAUAAAUAUCGUAAUGAUGUUCAUUUUGCAUGGCUCCUGUUUUGUAAGCGGCACAGGACACGGCCACAGUCACGGAAAUGGACACGAGCACAAUAACGGUACCUCCCACACUCAUUCAGACUCGAAUUCACUUACGACGACUCGCAGCUCUCUAAAAAAGGCGGCAUCGAACACGACCGAUAAAGAUCCAAACGUGGAAAAUAUUGUUAUAAUAAAUGGGUCGAAGCCAUUACAGCAGACUGGGUCAGAAACCACGCAAAAUUCUCACGAAGAAAAAAACUUAAACUUGCGAGCAGCCAUGAUACAUGUGAUUGGGGAUCUGGUGCAAAGCAUAGGUGUUUUUCUUGCUGCCGUCCUGAUCAAAUUUUGCCCAAGUGCCAAAUAUGUCGAUCCCUUGUGCACUCUACUCUUCUCAAUUAUCGUAAUAAUGACGACGGUUCAGCUGUUUAGAGAGUCCGUUUCCAUACUCGUGAAUGCAGUUCCACAAAAUCUUAGUUUGCGCACCCUACAUUGCGAGUUGGCUAGUCUCGAGGGGGUUAGAUCUGUGCACCAUCUAAACGUGUGGCAGCAAACGACUCAGCAAAGGGUAAUGAUGGUGCAUCUCAUCACAAACUCUCCAACCGACGACAAUACGGUGCUGCAGGCGGCAUCAGAACUCGUAGCUGGCCCAAGAUACAAGAUAAAUCAUGCAACUAUUCAAAUUGAACGAACAACUGCAUAGCCCUAAUUUACAAUCACAAUCACAAUAACCUUAUAACCUAUUAAUGAUCUAAAUUCAGACUUACCAAAGGAAUCGAAGUCAUCUUGUCAUUGCUUAUACAUGAUUUAAGACUGUACUUUUGGCAUUUAUAAAUAUUACAUCCAGUCACCUUAUGCCAAAGAAAAAAAAUUGCUUCAAAAAGUAAUAAAUAUCGGACUUACUAUUAA